AUGUCAGGAGGAAACGAAAACGUCAAACAUGAAGUCGUGUGAUCCCUUCGCUACGAGUUAGUGUCUAUGUCGUCGCACAUUUGGCGACAUGGCCGGAAAGAUGCAGCAGCUCAGUGAGUCUGUGGUGAUCCGCAGCCUCAGGAGCUUCAGAGACGCUUAUUUCUCAAACAGCCGAGGAGCAGUGAACCGAGACAUGACAGCAGCUGGAGACACGGGGGACGAAGACACAGAGCCGGGGCUGUUGGACAGUUUACCGGUGGACCUGCAGUUCCUCAUCAUGACCCUUCUGUCUCCUGCCGAUAUCUGCCGACUGGGAGCCACCAGUCGCUACUGGCGGGCCAUGGUUAGAGAUCCAAUACUGUGGAGGUAUUUCCUGCUCAGAGACAUGCCGCACUGGUCCUCCAUUGAUCAUUUGACAAUGCCCCAGCUGGAGAUGUUGAAUGCACCGAUAAUCAGUGAAGACGAGAGCCUGGCUGAAGGAGAGGACAAAGGGAUGGAAUCAAAAUGUGACUUCAUGUCAGAAUACCUGAGGGGCUGCCCAUCCUGCAGGCAGCAGUGGCUUCCUUCACGGCCAGCGUAUGUGCGUGUGACCUCAUUUCUUCAGUCUCUGGUGCCCUCGUCUGAGCCACGUUAUGCCAUGUUUGGCCCCGGCAUGGAACACCUGGAUGUUUCUUUAGUCACGCGGCUCAUGUAUGCACCAGAAGUGCUUCCUGUGUCGGGCACUCCUCAAAGACAGAUAAACGGUAUUGGCUCAGGGAUCAGUUACAUGUUCAACAACCAACACAAAUUUAAUAUCCUGACUCUGUACUCAACCAAUAGGGCAGAAAGGGAACGAGCCAGAGUGGAGCAGCGGAGCAUCAAUAAUAAACUUUUUAUCAUUGAUGGAACAGAUGAGUCAGGUUCCCCCAUCUACAGCCCUGCCCCUCAGGUCCAGCAAGUGUGGCAGGUGGUGGAUGGUUUCAUCUAUGUCGCCAACGCAGAGCCAGGAAGAGACGGGGGGCAGUCCGAGGUGGCUCAGAUCCAGGCUGUGCUGAGCCCAGCGAGGGGCUCCACAUCCAGGCCUUUGCUGGUGCUCUCCUGUGUCUCCAGAGAAGAACCGGAAGCUGUUAGCGCUACCAGUCAGCAGAGCAGUUCACACAGAAACACAGCCAUGCGUCGAACUCCCUGUGUUGAGAUGGCAAAAAGACUCGGCCUACAUCAAGUGGCCAACCCCUGGAUGGUGCAGGAUACGGUGGCAGAAUCCCUGUCAGGGAUACUGGAUGGCAUUUCCUGGCUGCUGAGAUGUUCUGGAGUCAAACUACGGUAGCUAGUUCCCUCAACUCCUGUUGCCUCCAGAUGGAUUAAAAACACAGACCUGACGGCUGCAUUAUCCCGACUUCAAAACACACUGGGGCAUUUGCUGAGAAAUGUGCACCACAUGUACGCCUACUUUGUCAGGACUGGAGUGCUGCCUGUGACGGCUAAUGAAUUGGAUGAGCAACAGAAGAGACUGACUAUUAUUCAUCUGGAAGAGCUGACGCAGACUCUGUUCUUCAUAAUAGUAAUAAACUUAGUUUAUAUAGCACAAAACAACCACUACAAAGUGCUUCACAAUCAAGAACAAGCAACAGACAGCAGGGAACAAUCAUAGCCGGCACACAAAGAACUUCGGUUUGAUGUAAUGAUAAAAUAAUGAAGAAAAUUGGAGACCUUGGAGAAACAGAUAAAAUAAAUAACAGAAAAAUUAUUGAGUAAAAAGCUUGAAGUGAAAAACAAUAAUUUGACAAAGUAGAAAUAAUAUUUUGAUGAAGUAUACUUAGAGAAGGCAGUGAAUCUUCCUGCCUAUAGGUUCUCCUGGUAGGUGACGGUAUAAAUAUGAAUUACAGUAAGAUAGAAAAUCAAAGUGACUCCACAAACUGGUUUGAUCAACAUUGUGUUUGGAAGGAACCGAAGCGUUAGUUAUUUUGGAUGUAAGAACACGGUGGGUUCAGGUUUAUUUUAUUUGAAGAGA
Paralichthys olivaceus (Japanese flounder) is the source of this 1990-nucleotide messenger RNA. It is a transcript of the gene fbxo4, whose product is annotated as F-box protein 4. The record is from RefSeq and is a predicted model, not a curated record. Gene Ontology annotation, biological process: SCF-dependent proteasomal ubiquitin-dependent protein catabolic process; protein polyubiquitination. Gene Ontology annotation, cellular component: SCF ubiquitin ligase complex. Gene Ontology annotation, molecular function: protein binding. NCBI's taxonomy places the organism in Eukaryota, Metazoa, Chordata, Actinopteri, Pleuronectiformes, Paralichthyidae.